This is a messenger RNA of Lathyrus oleraceus (garden pea), 789 nucleotides long. RefSeq lists its product as uncharacterized. Bases 1 to 789 code for a protein of 262 amino acids. Lineage: Eukaryota; Viridiplantae; Streptophyta; Magnoliopsida; Fabales; Fabaceae. The record is from RefSeq and is a predicted model, not a curated record. The transcript has a single exon.
AUGGAAAGAAUCAGACAUAACCAGGCCGCCAUGCACGACGAGAUGACUCAAGUGAAAGCCCAACUGAAGCAACUCAUGGACAUCAUGAAGAAUGUUGUCCAUAGACAAGAGGAGAAUCGCCAGGCUAGCCCAGGGAUCGUUACCAAUAUGAAUGCUACCAACCCUGUUAUGGGGAACGGAGCCCCUAUUGUUACAGACGCCAAUGCUGAGGGGGUGCCUACCAAUCUAAAUGUUACCCACACAUUUCAUGUUCCUGUUCAUGGAGGUUCUCAGGUUGGCACAGAUGAUCACGAUGGAGACUUCUUUAUGCCUAGGAAUGAAUCCGUGUAUGAGCCCUUUGGGCCAUCUUCCACUGAGCUUGAGAGAAGGUUUCAGAUGAUGGACGAAAGGGUCAGAGCCAUCGAAGAUCCUAGCACUUUCGGCCUGGAAGCUGCUAACAUGUGCUUAGUUCUAGGGGUGAAGAUCCCAUAUAAGUUUAAGGUUCAUACCUUUGAGAUGUAUAAGGGGGAUACUUGUCCCAGGACCCAUAUAAGAUCCUAUUAUAGGAAAAUGGAAGCUUACUUAGACGACGAGAAUCUACUGAUGCAUUUCUUUCAGGACAGACUCAGCGGAGCAUCCCUGGAAUGGUACAUGCAGCUUGAACGUACGCAUGUGCGUUCCUGGAGAGAAAAAGUUGAGGCUUUCUUGAAACACUAUCAGUAUAACACCGACAUGGUGCCGAACAUGACACAACUUCAGAGCUUGACUCAAAAGUCUAAAGAAUCGUUUAAAGAAUACGCACAACGUUAG